GGUAGCACAGUACGUCCAUUUCAUUCGGAGGACAGUGUGGUGUGAAUAAUGAGAGUCAAGCUGCUUGGAUUUUGGAUAUGGUGUCUUUUAGGCACCCGAUUUCCAUCAAUCGCAGGAGAGAUCAGUUCACAACUGCGAGGAGAACUAAAAAAUCUCGUGUCUUAUGAUCCGUGCCAUCGUACGGGUAUAAAUCGAAAUACAAGAGACUGCCGGGCAUCCGUUAUGAAGUUCAUAGAUAUCCCGGAAAAUGAUCGUGGCCCCUGUAAAAAUAUUCAUACUUUUGCCUGUCACUCUAAGUUCUUUGGGUCCGAUAAAUGUAAAGUGUGGGUCACGGGACCAGGAAUACCAAGCAAACAAGAGGUGACAUUGAGUUGGUGUGUACAACAAUUUCUCAAUCCCUCAUGGGAAGAAGCUCCUAAGAAAAAGUCAUCACGGAAAUUUGGGAAAAAAUCCUCAUUUAGGAAACAAGGAAGUAAACGAGGCUGAAUGAAUUUCACCAAAAAAUGAGAAUUAAACCAAAUACCC
Messenger RNA from Bemisia tabaci, 525 nucleotides. NCBI's taxonomy places the organism in Eukaryota, Metazoa, Arthropoda, Insecta, Hemiptera, Aleyrodidae. The record is from RefSeq and is a predicted model, not a curated record.